CUUCUACAAUCACUACCCAAACAGAGUUCAGCUGCAAAACUGAACCAGUAAAGAUGGUCGAGUUAGUGGAAAACGAGGUCUUCAUGGCCUUCGCCACCUAUGCUGCCAUCGUCACCCUGAAGAUGAUGCUGAUGGGGCCGCUGACCGUGUAUUUUCGGAUCGCCCGGGGGUCAUUCACCAACGAGGAAGACGUUGCUGGAAAGUCUGAUGCAGAGAAGAAGAAGCUGCUGAGAAGUCAUCAAGAUGUGGAACGAGUUCAAAGGUGUCACCACAAUGACUUGGAGAACAUCAUUCCCUUCUUUUUCAUUGGCCUGCUUUACUCUCUGACUGGACCAGAACUUUCCAUUGCCCUGCUUCACUUCCGCGCGUUCACGGCCUGCCGCAUCUUCCACACGAUCGCCUACAUCGGUGCCCUGCCACAGCCCAGCCGUGGGCUCUCCUACAUCUUUGGCAUGCUGGUCACCAUCUCCAUGGCGUACAGAGUGCUCAGUACCAUCCUAUUCCUGUAGGGGGCGCUCUUGAUAGCACGCCAUCCUUCAGGAAAUAACGCCAUUUUCUAUUUUUCCAGUUUGACAGAACCUUUUGUUGGAUGUGAUGUGCAGGAAUCCUUUUGACAUUAAACUGUGAAUGUGAAUAAAACGUUUAAUAAUA
Messenger RNA from Nematolebias whitei (Rio pearlfish), 651 nucleotides. Its product is annotated as microsomal glutathione S-transferase 1. Lineage: Eukaryota; Metazoa; Chordata; Actinopteri; Cyprinodontiformes; Rivulidae. Gene Ontology annotation, molecular function: glutathione transferase activity. Gene Ontology annotation, cellular component: membrane; mitochondrion. The transcript has 4 exons. The coding region runs from base 54 to 509 and encodes 151 amino acids. The record is from RefSeq and is a predicted model, not a curated record.